CCGGAGGGCGCGCACGGCCACAUUGCGGCGGCCCCCGGGCCCCACCAUGGCCUACAAGCCCCACUCGGCCGCGCACAUGCCCGGCGCCCUCAGCGCGGCCGGCAGUGUCCACGCGCCCUCCACCAGCAUGGCCUCGUCCUCCCAGUAUCGACAGCUGCUCAGUGACUACGGGCCGCCCUCCCUGGGCUACACGCAGGGAAGUGGCAGCAGCCAGGUGCCCCAGAGCAAGUAUGCAGAGUUGCUGGCCAUCAUCGAGGAGCUGGGCAAGGAGAUCCGGCCCACGUACGCGGGCAGCAAGAGCGCCAUGGAGCGGCUGAAGCGAGGCAUCAUCCAUGCCAGAGGUCUGGUCCGGGAGUGUCUGGCCGAAACCGAGCGCAACGCCAGGUCCUAGCGGCACCGCCAGGAGUCCAAGGAAACAUGGAAUUCUUGUUUUCAAAAUGUAACUGUUUCUCUUCCUGUGGUUCCUUAGGCUGGGAACCCCGAGAAGGCGUCCUUCCCAGUUGAUUAGAAUUUGCAUUUUUGAAUAGUUAGCAACACUCUGGGUUUGUUUCUGUUUUUCCUUUAAGCAUCGACUCAAAAGGUGCCGGAAACCUUGGCCUUGGCUGUGGCCUCAGCUGCACAGACCUGAGCG
Sorex fumeus (smoky shrew) is the source of this 631-nucleotide messenger RNA. Its product is annotated as cyclin-dependent kinase 2-associated protein 1. The record is from RefSeq and is a predicted model, not a curated record. NCBI's taxonomy places the organism in Eukaryota, Metazoa, Chordata, Mammalia, Eulipotyphla, Soricidae. The transcript has a single exon. Bases 47 to 391 code for a protein of 114 amino acids. Gene Ontology annotation, cellular component: nucleus; cytoplasm.